Messenger RNA from Octopus bimaculoides (California two-spot octopus), 969 nucleotides. Its product is annotated as anaphase-promoting complex subunit 7. Gene Ontology annotation, molecular function: protein binding. Gene Ontology annotation, biological process: protein ubiquitination; positive regulation of mitotic metaphase/anaphase transition; cell division. Gene Ontology annotation, cellular component: anaphase-promoting complex. Lineage: Eukaryota; Metazoa; Mollusca; Cephalopoda; Octopoda; Octopodidae. The record is from RefSeq and is a predicted model, not a curated record.
CUGAAAAAUAAUGUCCGACUUCUUUUCUCCUUGGGCGAGGCCCACUUCCUCAACGGUGACUACACACAAGCUAUGCAACUCUUCCAAAAGGCUCACCUUACUGACCGUCUCAACGUGAAAAACAUGGACACUUUGGCCUACCUUUACCUGAAAGAGAAAAAGAUGACAGAACUGGAAAGUUUAGCAAACCAUGUGAUGUAUGGCAACGAACACAUCCCUGAGCCAUGGGUAGUCAUUGGCUACUACUGUAUGGCCAACAGGAAGGUGGUAAAGGCUGUGCCGAAGGCAGUUUACUUUGCUCAGAAGGCAUACACUAUUGAUAACCGAAACAUUGAAGCUUUGCUCUUAAAGCGUUUUGCAUUGCUUGAGCUAAAGAAGAUGCAAGAUGCUGCAUCACAUUUUAGGGAAGCCAUCACGCUGGCCCCAUACAGAUUUGAAGCGCACAAAGGUUUAAUUGACUGUUAUAUGGCCAGCCACCGACCCAGAGAGGCGAUCAAUUUAGCUGGGAAAGCAGUGAGAUAGUUGGGUAACAAUGCAAGAUCUUUGACACUCUAUGCCUCUGUACUGUCUGAAGAACCUACAACAGCAAUAAAGGCCAAACAAUAUGUCGAGAAAGCAAUGAAACUGGACAGUUCAUAUUUGGAGGCUGUGUAUGUGAUGACUGUGAUACUGGGCAAGGAACAGCAGUACGACAAGGCUAUUGAACUACUUCGCAAGACCCUGGUCCACCACAACACCUGCCAUCUCCAUCAAAUGCUCGGGGACUUCCUGUCACAGACCAACGAAGCACUGGAGGCUGUCAAUCACUACAGUAUAGCCCUCAGGAUGGACCCAGCCAAUUUACCUGCAAAGGAGGGCAUCCAAAGAAUUGAGAAACAAACAGACAAUGGUUCCUCUAUUAAUAAUGCCAUAAUAUUUGUUGCUAUUCAAGAAUUACUUCCGUUGCCAGAUUCCUCAGAGUUGGUCUGA